AUGGCCGUGUCCAAUCCCACCGAAUAUCGGCGCAAGUUGGUCAAACGCCGCCGCAACGCCGUGGUAUUUCGCGGGGUGUGCGUGUCGGCGAUCCUGUUGAGCCUGCUGAUGUUGGCGGCGUUGCUAUACAGCGUAUUGGCGGAAGCGCUGAAGUGGUUCAAUCUUGACGGCAGCUCAAUCGUAACCCUCCUCACCGAUAUCCCCUCCAGCAAAGCCGUGGCCUCGGGCCUGUGGCCUGCCAUCGUGGGCACCCUGUGGGUGAUGGGCAUCUGCAUUGUGGCGUCGUUCACGGUGGGAGUGGCUGCCGCCAUCUACCUGGAAGAGUAUGCCGGAGGGCGGCGGAUAGACGAGUUGAUCCAGGUCAAUAUCCAGAACCUGGCCGCCGUCCCGUCCAUUGUGUACGGCAUCCUGGGCCUCACCAUUUUCGUGGCGGUUUUCGCACUGGGCAAAAGCGUAUUGACGGCCGGUCUGACGCUGGCGUUGCUGAUAAUGCCGGUGGUUAUAGUUUCGGCAGAAGAAGCCAUCCGCGCGGUGCCGUCUACCGUCAGGGAAGGCGGCUAUGCGCUGGGGGCAACCCGUUGGCAGGUAGUGUGGCGACUGGUUCUCCCUCAGGCCAUGCCGGGGAUCCUUACCGGAAUCAUCCUGGCGGUCAGCCGGGCGAUGGGGGAAGCCGCUCCGCUGGUGAUCAUGGGCGCCCUUUCUUUCGUGCCCUUUGCCCCAACCUCUCCACUGGAUCGGUUUACCGUUUUGCCAAUUCAGAUUUACGUGUGGAUCUCCAAACCGCAGGAAGAGUUCCAGCAACUGGCUGCCGCCGGCAUCGUGGUAUUGUUGAUCAUGCUGUUGGGAUUGAACGCCGCGGCCAUCCUAUUGCGCAACCAUCUCCAGAGCAAACACCGGGGGUAA
Molecule: messenger RNA, 903 nt
Organism: Geodia barretti
Lineage: Eukaryota; Metazoa; Porifera; Demospongiae; Tetractinellida; Geodiidae
Source: the annotation of a GenBank genome assembly